This is a messenger RNA of Psammomys obesus (fat sand rat), 1303 nucleotides long. RefSeq names its product scratch family transcriptional repressor 1 (gene Scrt1). Bases 347 to 1234 code for a protein of 295 amino acids. Gene Ontology annotation, biological process: regulation of DNA-templated transcription. Lineage: Eukaryota; Metazoa; Chordata; Mammalia; Rodentia; Muridae. Gene Ontology annotation, molecular function: DNA-binding transcription factor activity, RNA polymerase II-specific; RNA polymerase II cis-regulatory region sequence-specific DNA binding. The record is from RefSeq and is a predicted model, not a curated record. The transcript has 3 exons.
GCCUCCUCCCCCGCCUGUCCAGGGGCGGCACUGCGGGCUGGGAAGCCGGGACCAGAGGAGGGAAGGAAGGAAGGAAGGAAGGAAGGAAAGAAGAGAAAAGAAGAGAAGAGGAGGAAGGAAGGAAGGAAGGAAGGAGAGAGAGAAAGAGAAAGGAGGGAUCCGGAGGGGAAGAAGAGACGCAGGGCAGAAAGAAGAGAGGACCACACUCGCCCAGCAGCAUCCACAGGCCAGACUGGGGACAGGGCUGCUCCCACCGCUCCUCGGAUGGUGACGGGGCCUCGCCGCGGACGCAGUCCCCCCGAGCCCCGGCUCUGCAGGCCCUCACUGCCGGAGCCCCGCAGGAAUCAUGCCCAGGUCCUUCCUGGUUAAGAAGGUCAAACUUGACACAUUCUCUUCGGCAGACCUCGACAGCUCCUACGGGCGCGCCCGCAGCGAUCUCGGAGUGCGACUGCAAGAUAAAGGAUACCUCAGUGACUACGUGGGGCCUGCGUCGGUCUACGAUGGCGACGCCGAGGCGGCGCUGCUCAAAGGGCCAUCCCCGGAGCCUAUGUACGCUGCGGCCGUGCGCGGAGAGCUGGGUCCCGCGGCCUCCGGCUCGGCGCCUCCGCCCACCCCGCGGCCGGAGCUGGCGACCGCCGCCGGCGGCUACAUCAACGGCGACGCGGCGGUCAGCGAGGGCUACGCGGCCGACGCCUUCUUCAUCACCGACGGCCGUUCUCGCCGCAAGGCCGCCAACGCCAACGCGGCCGCGGCCCCCUCCACGGCCUCGGGGGCGGCCCCCGACGGCGACGCCGGAGGCGGGGGCGGCCGCCACAAGCAGACGCACCGCAGCCUGGACAGCCAGCUGGCAAGGCGUUGCCCGACGUGCGGCAAGGUGUACGUGUCCAUGCCGGCCAUGGCGAUGCACCUGCUCACGCACGACCUGCGCCACAAGUGCGGCGUGUGCGGCAAGGCCUUCUCCAGGCCCUGGCUGCUGCAGGGCCACAUGCGCUCGCACACGGGCGAGAAACCCUUCGGCUGCGCGCACUGCGGCAAGGCCUUCGCCGACCGCUCCAACCUGCGCGCGCACAUGCAGACGCACUCGGCCUUCAAGCACUUCCAGUGCAAGCGCUGCAAGAAGAGCUUCGCGCUCAAGUCUUAUCUCAACAAGCACUACGAGUCAGCCUGCUUCAAGGGCGGCGCCGGCGGCCCUGCGACCCCCGCGCCGCCGCAGCUCAGCCCGGUUCAAGCCUAGGGUGGGCGGGGCCUCCGCCGGCCAGGUCGGCUCUCAGCAAUACGGGGCCCCCCCCCCCCCCCCUCCCCC